AUGGCUAACGAAGCUAAUCCUUGCCCAUCUGACAUUGGUGACAAGAUAGAGUAUGGGGGCAUGGGCCAGGAGGUUCAGAUUGAGCACAUCAAGACCUAUGUCACCCGGUCCUCCAUGGAUACAGGCAAAGCUGUGAUUGUCGUUCAAGACAUAUUUGGUUGGCAGAUGCCUAACACCAGGUAUAUGGCUGACGUGAUCGCUGGAAAUGGACACACAACCAUCGUCCCAGAAUUCUUUGUGGGAGAAGAGCCCUGGGACCCUGCUUGGGACAAAUCCACCUUCCCUGAGCGUUUUAACACAGAAAACCUUUCUUCCUGUCCUAGAGAGGUGGAUGCUGUCUUGAGGUAUCUGAAACGGCAGUGUCAUGCCCAGAAAAUUGGCAUCGUGGGCUUCUGCUGGGGGGGAAUUGCUGUGCACCAUGUGAUGACGACAUACCCGGAAGUCAAGGCAGGGGUGUCUGUCUAUGGCAUCAUCAAAGAGUCUGAAGAUGUUUAUAAUCUGAAGAACCCUACAUUGUUCAUUUUCGCUGAAAAUGAUGCUGUGAUUCCCCUUGAGUCUCAAUCUCAUGGCUUUGUGCAUCGCAAGAGAGAAGACUGCUCACCUGCUGACAAGCCUUUUAUUGAGGAGGUGAGGAGGAAUUUAAUCGAGUGGCUGGACAAGUACAUCUAA
Molecule: messenger RNA, 669 nt
Organism: Nannospalax galili (Upper Galilee mountains blind mole rat)
Lineage: Eukaryota; Metazoa; Chordata; Mammalia; Rodentia; Spalacidae
Product: carboxymethylenebutenolidase homolog
Exons: 5
Coding region: 1-669 (222 amino acids)
Molecular function (GO): hydrolase activity
Source: RefSeq, a predicted model, not a curated record